Phytophthora infestans T30-4 is the source of this 1938-nucleotide messenger RNA. RefSeq names its product thioredoxin-like protein. Gene Ontology annotation, cellular component: Golgi membrane. NCBI's taxonomy places the organism in Eukaryota, Oomycota, Peronosporomycetes, Peronosporales, Peronosporaceae. The transcript is spliced from 2 exons. Bases 42 to 1853 code for a protein of 603 amino acids. Gene Ontology annotation, biological process: protein folding. Gene Ontology annotation, molecular function: flavin-dependent sulfhydryl oxidase activity; protein disulfide isomerase activity. The record is from RefSeq and is a predicted model, not a curated record.
GGCAGUUCAAGCGCCCCGCGUGCUCUCCUCUGACUGGUAGAAUGCAGCUACUGUGGGCGUUGGCGUCGGCCGCGGCGCUGCUGACGUCUUCCGGCUCCGUCUCGGGUGCUGCCGUCGACCCCAAGGACAAGGGCGAGCCGCUCUUCCCCGAUGGCCACCCCAACAUCACGUACCUGACGGACAAGAACUGGGACGAGCACAUGACCAAGACGGACAAGCCGUGGAUUGUCGACUUCUAUCAUCCUUUCUGCCCGCACUGCAAGCACUUCGCGCCCGCUUACUUCGAAUUGGCGGCCUACUACAAGGCAAAGGGCAACAUUUAUGUCGGAGCAUUGAGCUGUAUGGACCACGUCAAGUGUCGUCGCGUGGGUAUCACUGGAUUCCCGACUCUAAUGACGCUUAACUUUGACAAGAAGAACCCCAAGAAGGAGAACAAGCGCAUCAUCGGCACGCACACGGUUCAAGAAGUGAAAGAUUACGUCGACAGUGUGUUCGCAGAAGCUGCCUUCAACGAGACAGGCACGUGGCCGCCUGGGUACGUGUCUCCCGAACAGAAAGCCAAGGAGGAAGAGGAAAAAAAGAAGAAAGAGGAAGAAGACAAGAAAACAGCUAGCAGCAUGGCUGCAUCCCAGGGCAAAGAGCCGCCAACGAUCACUGCGACCCCCAAGCCUGCGAUUUGGGAGGAAUCCACGCUCUCAAUGAACCAGACGACACGUAUCCAGGACGCCGCGUCGGCCUUCGUGUUCGGUCUCAAGCAGGGCGCGUUUAUGGCCAGUGACGUGAUGGAUGACGAGGAGUUUGACGCACUGAAAGGCUGGCUCAAAAUGGUGUCCGAGACCUUCCCAGGAGCCAUCAACCGGAAGGUUAUUCGACCUUUGUAUGAGAAGGUCAAGACGAAGGAGUUGCUGGACUUUGACACGUGGGAUGCCAUCGUCAAGGAGUGGCAAGAAGGCUCGGUCGCUGUCUUUAAAGCCGAGGAAGAACGUUUCGAUUUUACCGGUAUUACCGUUCCGGAAUGGCAGCGAUUGGACAAUUUGUUCCUCGGCCAAGGGGCCACUUAUCGCGCCUGUGCCUUGUAUACAUGUGGCCAAUGGAACAUGUUCCACAUGCUGACGAUGAACCCUCCUGAAACCGGUACACGCAGUGCUGAGCUGCUGGUAUCUGUGGUGGCUUCGAUCCGUCGCUUCAUGAAACAUUUCUUCGGCUGUGUGAACUGUCGGGACCAUUUCUUAAAGGAGAAUACGAUCGAAGCAGUCAAGAAGAUCAAAGACGCAGAGGAUAAACCCCUAGCACUGCGUCGUUGGCUCUGGGAGCAACACAACUCGGUUAACAAACGUCUGCAUCACCCUAUUUGGCCCAAACCUGAAGUUUGUCCCACUUGUGGCACGGACGUGGCGUGGGAAAUGGUCGAAGUAGACAAGUGGAUGAGCAGAACGUACGGUUACCGUGACGUUAGCGUUCCUUUGGUUAAUGUAGCGGCUACAGCACCGAUGAUGACAGCUGCGGUGCUACGUAAAGUACCGGAAGCUCCUGCUGUCAAGCAACAAGAGACAGAAGCGCCUAAAGAGGUGGAAACGACUCCAAAGACGACGGGCCCGACCGCUGUCGAGCCUGAAGGCGGUGAUGAAUACCGACAGAAGGAUGCGGAGCUCGGUAUCAAGAACGCAGCCAACACUUUGGAUCUUGUUGCAGACACGAAGACGAAGCCCAAGGACGGUCUCCAAGGUGUCAGCGCUCCGCCUGUGACGCUGUUCGCGUGGUAUAUCCUUCCUGUUGCAGCUGUGGGGGGCUACUUGCUGUUCGUGCGCUCCCGCGCUAAACAGAAGGCGUACCGUCAAGUUCCCCGUAAUUGAAUGGAUUAGAGUCGAAACUCUAUUUUCUUAGAGAAAGAUUGCUAAUCCCGGAAACUUUUACAAUAAAGAAGCACAUUCUGUACAA